Paramecium primaurelia is the source of this 819-nucleotide messenger RNA. NCBI's taxonomy places the organism in Eukaryota, Ciliophora, Oligohymenophorea, Peniculida, Parameciidae. The record is from the annotation of a GenBank genome assembly.
AUGCAUACACACUUAAAAAUAAUUAUUUAAUACCUUGGGAUAGGUAUUGGACUAAUUUUAUUUUAUCUCAUAAUUUUGAAAAACUAUUUAUUUAAUAUGACAAUAAGUCAAAUUAAUUUGAUUUGCUUUAAUAAUAAAUUUUUAAACAUUUUGCUAUAAUAAAUUAACCAGAAAUCUACUCAAAAUAAUCUAUGGCAGCUAUUUAAUUACAAAUAUUAUAUAUUGACUUUAAAUAUUUAAUUGCUUAUAAAUUAAGUCUAUAGGAUCAACUAGAAAAAUUAACUCACAAGACUGUAUGGUGAUGCCAAAUUUCUUAUUUUCAUAGGGGUUAUUAUAAUAAACACAAAUAAACUAUAUAAAGAAACAAAAAAAGAAAUUCUUUUCAGCCAUGAAAAAGUUUGUUACUACUCGACAACAAGUUGGGUAAUUGCUUAUACUACACCUAAUAAUAUUUCCAUUAGAAUAUUUGAUAUAUAUAACAAUUAGGAAAUCCAAAAUCAUCUGAAAUAUGAAGAAAAAAAAGUUUAUGAUCCUUUAUUUUCACCAAGUGAAAAUGAAAUAGCUGUCAGUGCCUAUAUUGGAGUUUAAACAGAGUCAUAUUUUUAAUUAAUUUAAUUUUCAAAUAAUUUUUUUAAUAUCAUAAGCACAUAUGAUUUAAAGAUAACAAUNAAAAUAGUUUACAACAGUCAAAGCCCUGAAUUUCUAAAUUUUCACUUUACAUAUCAACAGUAGCAUGGAAGAAUGCAUUUAUCAAAUUCUUAGUAGUCGAAUUUAAAUUUUUUUAUUAAAUCCCACAAAAGCAACAGUUGUGUUGCUUGA